Molecule: messenger RNA, 1881 nt
Organism: Akanthomyces muscarius
Lineage: Eukaryota; Fungi; Ascomycota; Sordariomycetes; Hypocreales; Cordycipitaceae
Exons: 8
Coding region: 1-1881 (626 amino acids)
Biological process (GO): ergosterol metabolic process
Cellular component (GO): endoplasmic reticulum membrane
Molecular function (GO): ergosterol O-acyltransferase activity
Source: RefSeq, a predicted model, not a curated record
AUGUUGAAUUACACGACGAAAAAGCAUCCGGAAAAUCCUCAGACAGGAAAUCCGGAUGUGCAUUUCAGUGAGGGGGAGGGAAGUCAUGUGGAAGUGACGUCUCCGACACAAUCAUCUUAUCCAACACUAAAUCGCAUCAAUGAUCCAAGUAUGCCAUCAGAGAUGCAGAGCGUGGAAGACUAUGAUGAUAAUCUUCGCCCCAAAAUGCUUUCUGCGCUUGAUUCUCAAGUACAAAGCAAGCACGAACAAAAAGAAGGUCUGAGUGGUCGACGAAGUACUUCAGCGUCACAGUCCAACAGUCAGGGUGGCAAUGGCAUCAAGCAUGAUUCCGGACUUCAAUUGGGGGGUUCUGCCAGCACUUCAGACCACGUCCGGCCGGAACGGGCUAGAAAAUUCAAAGAUUUGGUCUUUUUGCGCCAAGUGUCAACAUUUGACGCCCAAAGUGAAGCUGCCGCCAACAGCCCAUUCCACGGUUUCUAUAAUCUUUUCUGGCUUUCAGUGGCACUGAUGAUUUGCAAAAUAUCUGCAAGCAAUUGGCGAACCUACGGGAAUCUUCUGGGGCCUAGCGACAUUUUAAAGUCUAUGUUUCAUAGAGACGUUGUUGUCUUACUACUUUCUGACGGCAUUAUGUGUGGCUUGACAGCAGUCACCUGGUUUCUGCAGAAGCUUGUGUUGGUUAACAUCGUGAACUGGGACCGACAGGGCUGGGUAUUGCAACAUAUAUGGCAAGCAUUAUUUAUUGCUGGAGCUGUAAAAUGGACUAUACAUCGAGAUUGGUCGUGGACACAUACGGUAUUCUUUGUCUUGCACGCUCUCGUUAUGCUCAUGAAGCAGCAUUCAUACGCAUUUUACAACGGUCAUUUAUCAACCAUGUAUCACAGACGACAAAUGCUUCUCGACAAGCUCAAGAAGCUCGGGUUUCUCGACUGCACAAAAGAUCCCUCGACUGAUUCGCUAAUCUUCGAAUUGUCGAUUUCGCCCUUGAGCACUUCUUUAUCCAGUGGACACCACUCUGAUUGCAGUUCGCCAGGCGGUAAAUCCGCUCGCUUCGACGCAGAUAAUAUUUUAAAGACCAUUGAUACUGCCAAAACUCUUGGUCAUGAGCAAUUGUCUUUGAUUAAAAGGGCUAUCAAGGACGAAGUUGAUUGUCUUGGCGACGAGCUCAAGGGCACAGCGAGCAACUCAUCGAAUGUAUACCCGCACAAUCUUACUUUCUUGGGUCACUACGAAUGGAUUCCGCUACCUACUGUGGUUUAUGAACUCGAAUACCCUCGACUCGAGAAGAUUAACUGGGGUUAUCUUGCUGAAAAGGUCGCCGCAAUGAUUGGUAUUAUUUUUGUGAUGAUCCAGGUUUCUCAGUACUACAUAUAUCCGGUUGUUCUGGUAACCAUCGAGAUGAGAGAAAGCAAUAUGCCUCUAGCCGCAAGGUUUAAAGAAUUUCCAUGGUUACUGGGUGACUUGAUAUUUCCUUUCAUGAUGGAGUAUUUGCUUACGUGGUACCUGAUAUGGGAAACAGUCCUCAACAUUUUAGCAGAGUUGACCUGCUUUGCGGAUCGACACUUUUAUGACGCUUGGUGGAACAGCGUGUCUUGGGACCAGUUUGCGCGAGACUGGAAUCGCCCAGUCCAUAUCUUCCUUCUUCGCCAUGUUUACCACAGCUCUAUAUCGUCAUUGAAAGUCAACAAGCAUACAGCGACCAUCAUCACAUUUUUUCUUUCCGCUUGCGUUCAUGAAUUCAUCAUGUGGUGCAUCUUCAAAAAGCUUCGUGGGUAUUUGCUUGUCUUGCAAAUGUGUCAAUUGCCGCUUGUUCGUUUGAGUCAGACAAGCUGGUUGAGGGACCGGAAAACAUUAGCGAAGGUUGCUCCAGCUCCUCGAUCAUAA